Molecule: messenger RNA, 3226 nt
Organism: Ceratina calcarata
Lineage: Eukaryota; Metazoa; Arthropoda; Insecta; Hymenoptera; Apidae
Product: glucose dehydrogenase [FAD, quinone]-like
Exons: 3
Coding region: 519-2333 (604 amino acids)
Molecular function (GO): flavin adenine dinucleotide binding; oxidoreductase activity, acting on CH-OH group of donors
Source: RefSeq, a predicted model, not a curated record
UGAUUAUUUUGUCGCAUAAUCGUGAAACAAGAUAAAUAAAACGUGUAGGAAUGCGACAGGGAGAAGAUUUAAGAAGGGGCCGACCGAAUGGAAUAUUACUUGAGCACGAUACGUCUUACGUGAGCGCAGCACUAGAAAGCGCAUUUCACCGGUGGAUCUCGAAAAGUGAACACCGACGGUCGGAUCCGAAAAAGUUUUUAACCACUCCCGACGUUUCGGGUUUUCGAUCCUCGUUUCCGUCGACGCAGAACGAAAAUAUCGAUAUCACAUAGUCUGAUUAACCGCGGAAAUUAAUGGUAAUAAAAAAGUGAAACUUAAUCAAGAAUAGAAAAUUAAAAUAUUCUAAAUUUUUGUUUGGACUUGAUUAAUUUGAAGAACUGAUGUGACAGUGAUUAUUUUAUGAACGUCCUUGCAAUCUGUUUGACUAUUAUCAAUUUCCAUAUGUUCCUCGUUUUGGCAAAAACAGAUUGAAAUACCAAGUGAAACAGUGACCUUUCGAAGUAGAUUCAUGCAGAGCAAUGUCUCAUUUCAUCAAAAUAUGUUUGCUGAUAUCAACCCUGGCCUCGCUGGGGGAGUCUCAAUCAUUUUUGGACGCGAUAAAAACUUACGGACCACCGCCGGUCGUCCUGAAUAGAAUCGACCCUAACAAUAAUAAAUACGACUUCAUCGUGGUUGGCGCCGGGUCGGCUGGUUCCGUUCUAACCAACCGUCUGUCGGAGAACAAAAAGUGGAACAUUCUCUUAUUAGAAGCUGGUGGACCGGAGACACUGCUCCACCAGAUUCCUAUACUGGUCGGUUUCUUUCAAUUAACCAAUUUCAAUUGGGGAUACAAAGUAGAGCCCCAGGCGAACGCCUGCUUGGGCAUGAUCAACCGGCAAUGCUCCUGGCCGCGAGGUAAAGCUCUGGGUGGUACCAGCACUCUUAAUUACAUGAUCCACACACGUGGAAACAAGCUCGAUUACGAUAUCUGGGCAGCGCUGGGGAACGAGGGAUGGUCUUACAAGGACAUUCUGCAUUACUACAAGAAGAGCGAGCGAUUCGACGUUCCAGGCAUCAAGAAUUCGACGUAUCACGGGUACAAAGGUAACUUAUGCGUGGAACACGUGCCUUAUCACACGGAGCUGGCGACAGCGUUCCUGAAAGCAGGCAAGGAGCUGGGCUACGACAUCGUCGACUACAACGGCGAGGAUCAGAUCGGAUUCUCGUACAUCCAAGCGAACACAGACAAGGGUACAAGAUGCAGUGCCUCGAAGGCGUAUCUACGCGUGAACAGAGCGAACCUAAACAUCGUGACCGGUGCUAUGGUGACCAAAGUCCUGAUCGACGACGAAACUAAACGCGUUUACGGUGUCGAGUACAUACAGAAUAAUCAGAAUAAGAAAGUGUACUGUUCAAAGGAAGUGAUCCUCUCGGCAGGUACCAUAGACUCCGCGAAAUUAUUAAUGUUAUCUGGCAUAGGCCCCAAAGAGCACUUGCAAGAAUUGGGAAUUAAAGUAAUCGAGGAUUUGCGAGUCGGAUACAACAUGUACGAGCACGUGGGUUUUCUAGGCCUGACGUUCUUAGUGAACCAACCGGUCUCGUUGCUGCAGAGCAGACUGGCCAGACCUAGCGUGUUCAUAGAAUACUUCUUAAACAGAAACGGGUUGAUGUCGCUUCCAGGAGGUGCCGAAGCCUUGGCGUUCCUCAGAACUAAAUACGCGACCGACAGCAGACCGGAUGUCGAACUUUUGUUCGCGUCUGGGUCUCUGCACUCGGACGGAGGCUUACCGUUGAAGAAAGCUCUGCGAAUAACCGACGAACUUUAUAACACCGUUUAUAAACCGAUCGAGAACCAGGACGGCUGGUCCAUCUGGCCGAUCAUGCAGAAUCCCAGAAGCGUCGGCAGGCUCACCUUGAAAUCAAAGGACCCGCUCGAUCCUCCUAUAAUGCAACCGAAUUUUUUUACCCACCCGGCCGAUGUAGAAAUUAUUUUAGAAGGCAUCAAACACGCUAUCAAUAUUUCGAAGACCGAACCGUUCCAGAAAUACGGAACCAGAUUGCACUCUAUUAAAAUUCCUGGGUGCAGAGCGUACGAAUUCGCCAGCGACGAUUACUGGCGCUGCGCUAUUAAACAUCUACCGUCGAUGAUGAACCACGAGAUAGGAACGGUUAAAAUGGGACCGAAAACUGACCCCGACGCCGUGGUGGACCCACGGUUGAGGGUGUACGGAAUUCAAGGAUUGAGAGUUGCCGACGCUUCUAUAAUGCCGACGAUGCCCGUGGGUCACGUGAACGCCGGUAUUUACAUGAUCGGCGAAAAGGCAGCUGAUAUGAUCAAACAAGCCUGGCAGUGAUAAUUGAAAGACUUAAUGAUCCUGGCUUCAAGGCUGACGAUCUUCGUACAGGAUGUUUACGUGAUACUGAAUUAGAGAGCACGUGAUGCACCUCUGCGAUUAGUUUCGUGCUUAUCGUGAAUAUUAUUCCUGGGCCAACGAUACGACGCGAGACCGAGAUUUUUUCCUUAUAGGAAAUCGACUGUACGAUCGAUUGAAACAAUCUAUAUGAUUAACUUCGAUACCAGCGUAGAAUGACUCGUUCCGAACUACUGAACGAUUAAUUGAAACCGUGAAAUAUUAUGCAACCGAAGAGUCUUCGGUCAUACGACAAUUUCGGUUGAUCAGCUAGAGGAGAUAAUGAACGAUUUGCGUGUAGAACGCGAGGCGAUCAGGUGACCCACAUAAUGUUCAUUCCGGUAAAAGGGAACCCCGCGUGUAAAAAUACGCAACGCGCUUAUCACCGAUGACGUAAGCGGCGAGAUGAGUCAUACGUUGUUCGCGUUCUGAUAUCGACUUCCGCGUAGAAUUGGAAGAUAAUCUCGAUGGAUCAAGCUACUUCUACGAAUAUCCUUUGUUUAUAUCGACUGUCGUGUCACGGGUGAUAUUAGUGCCAUGCGACGAAUUCCUUUUGUCUAAUUACGAAUAAACUUUUAAUUUCAUAUAUUAGCUACUGUUUAAUAAUUACGUAGAAAAUGUAUUCAUGUUCACAUCUAUUUAAUUUAUAAAUAGACGUGCAUUCGUACAGAAGAUAAAUUUGCAUAUUUGCUUGUUUAACGGAUGGAGGAAACUAUGUUUAACUCUUGCAUUCGUCAAAACAAGCAGACAUUUAUUUUGCAGAAAAUUAUUCCUAUUUAUGCGAGGAUUUAAUGAAACUAUGAAUAGAAAAAUAGAAAUCUAAUGUUAUAAUACUA